Adineta steineri is the source of this 1158-nucleotide messenger RNA. Lineage: Eukaryota; Metazoa; Rotifera; Eurotatoria; Adinetida; Adinetidae. The record is from the annotation of a GenBank genome assembly.
AUGUUUGUUGUAUUCGUUAUUUUUUUAACUAUACUCAUUCCUUCAAUACAAUCAUCUAAACCAGCAUUAAAAUUAACAUUUACUCCCGAUGAAAAAUAUUAUACAGAGGGCCAUGUGGUUGAGAUUCUUUGUGAAUUAAUUAAUCCAAGUGACCAUACAGAAGCAUCACAAUUAUGGCAUGUUGAUAUGAAAAGUGGUCAACGUACGGCAAUAGGUCGGGCAUUAUUAAAUACACCACCAGAUGAUUCAUUAGAUAUAUUUAAACAUAAUAAAAAUAAACGUUUGGAAUAUGUUAAAAAAAAUCAUUUACGUAUAAGACAAAUUUUAUUUGAAGAUACAUCUCGAUAUGAAUGUACUUGUCCGGAUUGUGAAGAACAAUUAGAAAAAAAAACAAAAGAACUUCACGUAAUGAAAUUAACAGAUCCAAAAUGGCAUAUUGAACCGGGCUGGCCAAUACAAGAAAAUGCUAAAACAACAUUAAAAUGUACAGCUGAUGAUUUUUAUCCAUAUGUUAGUCAUCAGAUUCUUCGCAAUCAUCAUAAAAUUGAUGGUGACGGUAAAGCUACGAUACCGAAUAAUAAUACAAUUCUACAAAAAUUUUCUUGGGAAGCAACUGUUACACCAACACAUGAGUGGCAUAAAACAACAUUAGAAUGUACAAUUAUUGAAGGUAAUCAUAAAAAACAUGCAGUAAAAAUUCUUGAGGUUAUAUUUACUCCACGUUUUAUUAAAUGUGAAGAAAAACAAUAUGUUAAUUCCACGAGAGACAAAUCAACAAUUGAAUGUUAUUAUGCAGGAAAUCCUCAACCAAAGUUAUUAUGGCUUCGACAAACAGAUGAAAAACCUGUAACAUCAGAUGCAGGUGUUACUAUUGAAGUAAAAGAUGAACAUCAUGGUAAAUAUAAAAGUGCUGUUACAUUUGAUCGUCAGAUAUUAACAACAAAAGAAGAUAAUUACUAUGAACAAUUAUUAGCAGAUGGUUUUAUUGUAAGAUUAACAAAUAAUAAUAAUGAAGUUAGAGAGUCCCGAAAAAUAAAUAUUGUGAGUGAUCCAAAUCAGGCACGAACAAAUCCACUUGAUAGUUUAUCGAGAGCAACAAUACAAAACUUUUCAAUAUCUAUUAUGUUAUUUUCAUUUUUAAUUAUUCGACAUAUAUGA